Molecule: messenger RNA, 3371 nt
Organism: Miniopterus natalensis
Lineage: Eukaryota; Metazoa; Chordata; Mammalia; Chiroptera; Miniopteridae
Source: RefSeq, a predicted model, not a curated record
AUGCAUAAGGCAAGGUAUGAGGGCCGCAAGAACUCGGGCGCCGAGCCGGGCGGCGGCAGGGCCGGCGGCGCCGCCCCGAAGGACAGCCGGCUGUCUCGGGACAGCCUGCAGGGGCUGAUUCAGGCCGCCGCGGGCAAGAGCCGCAAGAACUCCCGCACCGCCGAAGACGAGCCGCACCGGGCUGCGGCCAAGAGCUCGGGCUGCAGCACCUACAUCAACAGGCUCAUCAAGGUGGACACUCAGGAGAAGAAUGGGAAGAGCAGCUACCCCGGCGGCGGCAGCAGCAGCAGCAGCAGCAGCUCCUCUUCCUCCGCGUCUUCCUCCCCUUCCUCCCUGGGCCCUGAACUGGACAAGGGCAAGAUUAUUAAGCAGCAAGACACGGUCAUCAUUUUAGAAGACUAUGCUGACCCGUAUGAUGCCAAACGGACAAAAGGUCAAAGGGAUGCAGAGAGAGUAGGCGAGAACGACGGCUACAUGGAGCCCUAUGAUGCACAGCAGAUGAUAACAGAAAUUAGACGCCGAGGUUCCAAAGAUCCGCUGGUGAAGGCCCUCCAGCUGCUCGACAGCCCCUGCGAGCCGGCGGAGCCGGGCGCGAAAGCGGAGGCGCUGGCCCGCAGGCGGGGCUCCAAGGACCUGCUGGGGAAGCCGCCGCAGCUCUACGACACGCCCUACGAGCCGGCCGACGCGGGCCCCGAGCGCAAGGCUUUACCUGGGUCACCUCUGUGUCCUCUGAUAUUAAAUGGAGCCUUCCUUCCAGUUCAGUUUGAAGGCUCUGAGAAACCUUCCACGAAGGAGGAGACAGUGAGACAGCACCACCGACAGAAGAGCUGGACCCAGAAGAUCUUGAAGCCAACCCUCUCUGACCACAGUGAGGGGGAAAGAGUGGACCCAGCCCUGCCGCUGGAGAAGCAGCCUUGGUAUCAUGGUGCCAUCACCCGUGCUGAGGCUGAGAGUCGACUACAACCCUGCAAAGAAGCUGGUUACCUGGUUCGAAAUAGCGAGUCAGGGACCAGUAGGUAUUCCAUUGCACUAAAGACUAGUCAAGGAUGUGUCCACAUCAUAGUGGCUCAGACCAAAGACAACAAGUACACACUGAACCAGACAAGUGCAGUCUUUGACAGCAUCCCUGAAGUGGUACACUAUUAUUCCAACGAGAAGUUGCCUUUCAAGGGGGCAGAACACAUGACCUUACUCUACCCUGUGCACAACAAGCUGCACUAAGGUUCAGCCACCAAAAGCCCUGUCCGGGCCUCUCAUACCUAAGAGGGCACCAGCACCCAACCAGCACCUCAGGGGACAAGGCUGGACUGCACCAAAUAAUUGGUAGGAAGUGGGGGUCUUCUUGAAAAGUCAAAAAGUCUUUGGGCUUGAAUCCAUUCCAUGGCACUUGGUUACUGACCUGUUCCUUUUCUCCCUGCUAAGUAGUUCUACAAUAUGAAAUCAUAAUUUACCAGUUUUCUCCACUCUCUAGAGUAGGGUGUACUAUUUGGGGUGUGACCCUCAGCAAAGGUAAGUCAGUAGUCCAGGGAUAUUAAAGUUCUCCAUAAAUGUACUGACUCUUACCUGGAAUACCUGGUCUCCAAACAAACCAACAAAAUGCACUUGGCUUUUACAUAAGACAGCAAAAAAUGAUCAGGUGGACCAGAAGAAGUUGUAAUAUCAAGCUCCUUUUGGGCAAAAGGGUGAACAGAAAGAAUAAGUGAAUAGUAGACCUUAGAGAAAGCUAUAUUGCUCGAGUGUCCUCGUUUAGCUUUGGAGUCCAUGAAAACUCACAACUUUAGGGUCUGGCAAAAGGAUUGUUUUGUUGGUCAGCCUUCUAAGAAAGUUUGUGCUCUCUCAAUCAGAUUGAGAAAUUCAUCAUUUCAACAAAUCAGUAACAUAAGCAUAAAUAAGAAGGACUAUUUAAGAAUCACCAGUACAGGCAUCUGGUCAAGGUGGAGGUGGAGGUAAAUGCCAUACUCACAUCCUCCCGUAACCACAUUAAAAUUACAGGACAACCAUCACUCAGAACUACCUAAAAUCUAGCUGAACAGAAGUUUUAUGACUAAAGGUAUAUAGAAGAUGCCACAUCAAGACUGGUAGGAGGUGCAGAGACGCUGAACAGGCUGGUUCCACACCCACAUGUGGCAGGUAAAAAUUGGGAGGGAUAUCUUGACCGGAGUUCCCUCCUGAGGAGCGAGGCAUCUUGGCCCAACACUAGGCUCUCCAGCCCAGAGUUCCAGUGCCAGGAAGAGAAGCCCCCAUAACUUCUGGCUAUAAAAACCAGCAGGGAUUGCAACUGAGUGAGAUGGAAGGGCUUCUGGAGUCCCAGACAGUUCCUCUUAAAGGGCUCGUGCACACACUCGGACUACUCCCUCUGAACUCCAAUGCUGGGGCCCCAGCUCAAAGGGCACCAGGGACAUAUGGGGAGGAAUUGAAUUAUCUGGCAUCAGGGCGAGGUCUGGAGGGGCAGCUUUCUCUCAGACAGAAGUGCUGACAGAGGCCAUUGUUCCUUUGCUGAAUCUUCCCCACACAGCCAGGUAAUGCCAUAUCUGAAUCUCCAUCAACCUGGCUAUCACUGUUUGCCCUGCCCUAGUGAUUCCCUGAAACCCUGCCCCACCCAACUUGCAGACUCACCCAAGCUGUUCCCAGUGGCUAUUCCAUACAAAUGGCCUGUCUUGGCUCAUGCUUCAGACUUUCCUAAAAUCUCUCAGGCAGGCAGCAUCUAGCCUUGGCAUGCCCCAUACCUCUCACUAAGUGGCCCCAGGACUGGCACUAGUGGCAGCUGGCCUUGGUUCACAGCUUGGCCUCUCCUGGGUCCUCCAAGUCCAGCACAAGUAGCAGUCAUCUGCAGAUCAAUUCGUAGCUCAUGCCCAUGCUGGGAGGCCUCAGGCAGAACACAGGCUGCAGCUGACCUUGGUCUGUACCUCCUGGGAGGCCCCAGAACCAUCACACCUAGUGGACUGCUUCACACCAUGUUGAAGCACCACCCUUCACAGGUGACACACUCAAGGGGCAGACUCAGUGCAUACCAGAGCCCUGCUGAAAUAAAUCCUGUUCUGUGGGGUGGGCCCCUGCACAACUGAUCUUCCACCAUGGUCACAGCCAGUUCUUGCAGCUGAUUGGCCUGGGGAUAAAUUCCUCCCUUUGAUGUACUAACAGCAAUCAAGGCUCAACUACAACAGGAGGAUGUAUACACAGCCCAGAGUGGGAUGGCAGGGACCUGAAGUGUCCAGCUUGGGUGAAUAGGGAUGCUGCACCACUGGACCCUACAGAACACCUACUACUUUAGGCCAUUCUACGAAUCCCAAGAGAUGUAGUAGCUCUACCUAAUACAUAGAAACAAACACAGGGAGGCUGCCAAAAUGAGGAGACAAAUAUGUCCCAAAUGA